Molecule: messenger RNA, 2441 nt
Organism: Osmerus eperlanus (European smelt)
Lineage: Eukaryota; Metazoa; Chordata; Actinopteri; Osmeriformes; Osmeridae
Gene: hyal2a
Product: hyaluronidase 2a
Exons: 4
Coding region: 248-1684 (478 amino acids)
Biological process (GO): hyaluronan catabolic process; carbohydrate metabolic process
Cellular component (GO): cytoplasmic vesicle
Molecular function (GO): hyalurononglucosaminidase activity; hyaluronoglucuronidase activity
Source: RefSeq, a predicted model, not a curated record
UCUCCGUCCACAUUAUACACUUGGAUAGGCGAACUGUGAACAGUGCAGGGGGUAUUCGGCGCGUGGAAGACUCAGAUCAAGUUUAAAAGUGGUCGAUUAUGAAAAGUAGCUAUCUCUUAGAACUACGGAUAGUUUUGUAGUAUCAUUCGUUUAGGCGCAUUGUUUGCAAGUUUUUAGUAGUUGACCUCUACAACUGAGAAAACAAACAAACUUGGUUUGAAAUAUAUCGGGACUGCUACAAUUGGGAAUGCGUUCUCAUUUUGGCUAUAAAGAAGUCAUGUUGUACUGGACCCAGCAGGCCUGGAAAGUGUUGCUACUGAUUGUACUGCUGUGUGACUGCUUCUCUGCUCAGGGGCUGAAGCCCACGAGAUGGCCUCUCUAUGCCCACAAGCCCCUGCUGCUGGCCUGGAAUGCCCCAACAGAGGACUGUGCCCCGCGGCAUGGUAUCCACUUUCAGCUGGAUCAGUUCCAGAUUGUUGCCUCGCCCAAUGAGGGGUUUGUCAAGCAGAAUGUAACUAUUUUUUAUGCGGACCGUCUAGGGUUGUAUCCCUACUUUGAACCGGACGGUACAGCAGUGAAUGGCGGACUGCCUCAGGUGGCCAGUCUUACUCAGCACCUGGAGAAGAUGCCAGAGGGUGUUCAGAAGUAUAUACGUGAACCAGGGGCCAAGGGCCUGGCCAUCAUAGACUGGGAGGAGUGGCGCCCACUCUGGAUCCGAAACUGGGACACAAAGAAAGUGUACCGGAACCGCUCCCAGCAGCUGGUGGCCCAGAAGAACCCAAUGUGGCCCGUAGAACGCGUGAGCAAAGUCGCCCAGCAGGAGUUUGAGAUGUCCGCCCGCAUGUUCAUGCUGGAGACCCUGCGGCUUGCCAAGAGUCUACGGCCCAACCAGCUGUGGGGCUUCUACCUGUUCCCUGACUGCUACAACCACGACUACGUGAACACUCUGGAGAACUACACUGGCCGAUGCCCCGACGUGGAGGUGGCCCGGAACGAGCAGCUGAAAUGGCUGUGGACUGAGAGCACAGCCCUGUUCCCCUCCGUGUACAUGGUCCCAGUGCUGCGCUCCUCGCCCUCCGGGCGCCAGUUUGUCCGGAACCGGGUGAAGGAGGGGAUGCGUCUGGCAUCGUCCGGGGACGGGCUGGCACGUCCUGUCUUUGUGUACGCCCGGCCCACCUAUACCAACACCCUGGAGCUGAUGACGGAGAUGGACUUGGUCUCUACCAUUGGGGAGAGUGUGGCUUUGGGAGCAGCAGGCAUAAUCCUUUGGGGAGAUUCAAGAUAUGCAAGCAGCAAGGCCAGUUGCUCCAGUCUGAAUGAUUAUCUGCGGGGCCCACUCGGUCAGUACCUGCUCAACGUUUCCACGGCAGCAGAGUUGUGCAGUCAGACGCUGUGUAGCUCCCGAGGCCGCUGUCUGCGCCGGAAUUCGGACUCGGACGCCUACCUGCACCUCAACUCUCUCACACACAGCAUCAGCACUCAGGGCAGCAAGCUGAACGUCUCAGGCAAGCUGGGGGGGGCUGAGAAGGCGUCUUUUCAGAAGGACUUUCAGUGCCAGUGCUACAGUGGGUCACAGGGUGAGGACUGUGGCCAGACAGACCCCUUACAACAGAAAGGGGCCGCCCCUCGAGUGGUGUCAUCAUGGGCGCGAUAUGUGCUUUUGUUGGUCAUCCUUCUCAUCUGAUCACUUUUGCACACACACGCCAACAUAAACACACACACACACCCACGCACAAACAUUUCUAGUUGGGCAAAUGUAUUUAUUGUGCCCCCGUAUUGCUGUAAAGUUAGUGAAUCUAUGAUAAGAGGUUUCAACUUCGGAGAAACACUGUGGAACUUACAGAGAUGAUAUUGUUUGUAUGUGUGUUUUUUUUUCUUCAUACAGUGGAGGGCUAGCUGGAAAUAACUUUGUUUACAUUGCUCUCUCUCUUUCUAUUUCCUCUCACUCUCACUGCCACUGUCACUCUCUUUCUCAAGGUGUCACUUUCCCACGACCACAAAGUUGUCCUUGUGUUGCAGCGUGGGUGUUCUCAUGAUGACUGUUAAUCUUGCGUGUGUCUUUCUGCCUGGGUGUUUAUCAUGAAAUGAGGAAGAUGCACUUGAUCCUGUACAUAUCCUGAAAAGAAAGUGGCUGACAUCUUAACCCCCUGUAAAGACAUAUCUGUCCUUUCCUGAGGCAAAUUAGUUUUUAUGGCAAUCUCUAUGUGUUAUUUUUGCUGACUGUGGCCUAAACAAGACUACUUACUACAUGCGUGUCAAUGUACAGCACUUUCAAAUGUACAAACUUCCUUUCUUUUCUUAAAAAAAAACUUUUAACGGACAAGUUAAGGCCAUCUAAUGCACAGUUGUCUUGAUUUGAGCUUUUUUAGGUAAGAAUUUGCUACAGACUGUAAUGUAAAUUCUUUUUUAUCAAUUAAGUAAACUGUUUUGUUUUGGUGACA